Chenopodium quinoa (quinoa) is the source of this 705-nucleotide messenger RNA. RefSeq lists its product as uncharacterized. The record is from RefSeq and is a predicted model, not a curated record. Gene Ontology annotation, molecular function: nucleic acid binding; RNA-DNA hybrid ribonuclease activity. The coding region runs from base 1 to 705 and encodes 234 amino acids. The transcript has a single exon. NCBI's taxonomy places the organism in Eukaryota, Viridiplantae, Streptophyta, Magnoliopsida, Caryophyllales, Amaranthaceae.
AUGUCAGGCUUCAUUCGAUUCAAUGAAAGAAUACCUCUCCAAUCCUCUAGUUUUAAUGCCACCAAAGCUGGGGCAGCCCUUGAUAUUAUAUCUUACUAUCACAUAAACGACCACGGGAGCUCUCUUUGCACAAUACUAAGACGGUACAAGGAAAUAGCUAUCUACUACCUCAACAAAAAGUUUCUGGAGUAUGAAACUAGAUACACUCCUUUGGAAAGAGCUUUCAUUGCCCUUAUUUAUGCAACAAAGAAGCUUCGACACUAUUUGCAAGCACAUACUACUAAUCUGGUUUCGAGGUUAGAUCCAAUCGAGUACAGUUUUGAGAAGACAAUCUUGCGUGAAAGAAUAGUAAGAUGGCAUGCGAUAUUGCAAAAGUAUGUCAAAGGGAAGGCUAUAUAUGAAGUUUUGGCUGAUGGACCUAUAUCGGGAAAUGAAUUUGAUGAUGACUUUCCAGAUGAACAUAUUUUCUGUCUUAGUACGUCACAAUGGAAGAUGUAUUUCGACGAAGCCUUUAACGGGAGGGGCAAUGGUGCAGGAGUAUUAUUGAUUGAUGGAGUACAUAUUCCCUUCACUGUGAAACUUAGUUUCCCAACAACGAAUAACACAGCUAAAUAUGAAGCUUGUAUAUAUGGAAUCAAAGCAACAUUAGCAGAUGGUGCAAAAAAUCUCACGGUAUACGGUGAUUCUUAUCUCAUAAUUUCCUAG